Malassezia globosa CBS 7966 is the source of this 177-nucleotide messenger RNA. RefSeq lists its product as uncharacterized. The coding region runs from base 1 to 177 and encodes 58 amino acids. Gene Ontology annotation, cellular component: GINS complex. NCBI's taxonomy places the organism in Eukaryota, Fungi, Basidiomycota, Malasseziomycetes, Malasseziales, Malasseziaceae. Gene Ontology annotation, biological process: mitotic DNA replication initiation. The record is from RefSeq and is a predicted model, not a curated record. The transcript is spliced from 3 exons.
AUGGACCAGGACUACUGGGGUGUAGACGAUAUUCUCGCAGAGAGUCAGCACAUCCCAUGUGUAUUCCACGUCGAUGUGCCAGGGCUCGGAUACCUUGAGGGCUCUGGGGAUGAUGAUAUUCACAAGCAUUCUCGUCUGGAGCUUCCAUACUGGAUCGCGCACAUGCUUGCCGUCUAG